Messenger RNA from Monopterus albus (swamp eel), 3161 nucleotides. It is a transcript of the gene cadm2b, whose product is annotated as cell adhesion molecule 2b. Gene Ontology annotation, biological process: homophilic cell-cell adhesion. The record is from RefSeq and is a predicted model, not a curated record. NCBI's taxonomy places the organism in Eukaryota, Metazoa, Chordata, Actinopteri, Synbranchiformes, Synbranchidae. The coding region runs from base 181 to 1407 and encodes 408 amino acids. The transcript has 11 exons.
CCUGCAUCUGCGAAAAUACACAGGGAGUUCUCAGUAAAGGCAGAGUUCAUCGAUGUAACUCCGGUCAGUCCAAAACUGCGCCGUUUACCUGGAUAAGGAGAAGAGAGAGAGAGGGAGAAAAGACUGAGACAAACGCGAGUGGAGUGUCGACAUAAAACAGUGAAGGAAAAAGAGAAGAAUAUGAUUGUCAAGCAGCGUCUAAUCUUCAUCCUUUACAGCCUCUGUGCAAGCGUCUUUAAAGUGGCUGGGACAAAAAGCAAAGCAAAAGGCAGCCAAGGUCAGUUCCCCAUAACUCAGAAUGUGACGGUGGUGGAGGGGGCCACAGCCAACAUGACCUGUCGCGUGGAUUACAAUGAUAACACUUCCCUCCAGUGGUCAAACCCUGCACAACAGACUCUGUUCUUUGGGGACAAGAAAGCUCUGAGAGACCACAGAAUUGAGCUGGUACGAGCCUCAUGGCAGGAGCUCACCAUCAGAAUCGGUGACGUCAGCCUGUCAGAUGAGGGCCAGUACACCUGCUCGCUCUUCACCAUGCCUGUCAAGACCAGCAAGGCCUUUCUCACUGUUCUGGGCAAGCCAGGACGACCGGAGAUCACAGGAUUCACCAAGCCUGCCAUGGAGGGCGACAUAAUCACCCUGGCAUGCACCACAUCUGGCAGCAAACCAGCUGCCAACAUCCGGUGGUUCCGAAAUGACAAGGAGGUCCAAGGCACUAAGGAGGUGAACGCUACAGGAAAAUCAUUCACAGUGAGGAGUAGUCUCCAGUUUGAAGUGGACAGACGGGACGACAGUGUCGCCUACACCUGCAGCGUGGAGCAUGUAUCUCUGACCACCCCCUACAUGACAACCGAGGUCCUGGAGGUCCACUAUGCUCCCCAUCUGGAGAUCACACAUUCACUGAUUAUUCCACAGGAAGGGCAGUACUUCAAACUGGAGUGCGUUUCCAUAGGCAACCCAAUACCUGAACCUGUGCUGUGGUCUAAAGAUGGAGGAGAGCUGCCAGACAUUGAGCGUAUGAUUGUGGAAGGCAGAGAACUAACCAUCACGACGCUAAACAAAACAGACAAUGGCACAUAUCGCUGUGAGGCCAGCAAUCACCUGGGGACCAGCAGUGCUGAAUAUAUACUUUUUGUAUACGCCAAAGACUUCCCAGGGCCUACAACAGAUCCUAAUGCUUUAGGACAACAUGGACCUGACCACGCUUUAAUCGGUGGUGUUGUUGCUGUAGUGGUCUUCAUCACCUUGUGCUUGAUAAUAGUUCUUGGACGAUAUCUGGCCAGACAUAAAGGGACAUAUCUAACACAUGAGGCUAAAGGAGCAGAGGACGCCCCUGACGCGGACACAGCCAUCAUAAACGCUGAAGGAAACCAUGUGCAUGCAGAGGAAAAGAAAGAGUAUUUCAUUUAGACUUCUGUCACUCUUUUCCUACUUUUCAUGACAACUUAGCAGACAUGCAAUUUUAAACUGCCUCAGUGUCACUACAAGACCUGUUUUGCUUUAUUUAUUAUUCUUUUGUCUUCUUCAGAAUACCCAUUUUUGGAUAUGCUUGUUUUUAAAGCAUUUGCUAACAAUAUGACCAUCUUCUUUUACAAUCAAUGUACCCCAUGUACAGUUCAGUUACUUCCAUUUAAGUUUUAUGGUGCCUAAAUGCUGUAUAUUUUUCUGCAUUUCUUUCAUUGCUUCCAUUAACCUGUUUUCUCUCUCCUAUUUCACCUGUUAUACAACUGUUUGCAGAUUUUUUUAAAAUUCAGAAGCAACCAGAAAUGUGUUUUGAUUCAGCCUAGAGUCGAGUCUUAGCUUUUCAAACUGUUUUGCUUUAAAAGCAGAAUAGACUAUGUUAAAUCCAUCAAGGUGUCAAGCAUUAACAUCAGAAGAAUCUUUUUAGGGACUGUGGUCUUGGAUGUUGCCUGGAGUUUACCCACCACAUACUGCACAUGUUUUUAAAAUAUCAAGAAACAGACCAGACACUUUGACAAAACAAAAUGAAGAAGCACAAUCGAUGUGAUUGUCUCUAGAUGAAAUCAACUCCCCUUUAGCACUGUCUGUAUAUUCCUGCAUUAAUUUAAUUUCAGUUUUUGCUCACACUGUUGAUUUGUACCAACAGAGGAGAAGUCAGAAAAUUAAAGCACAAAGUCUGAGGACUAUAACACAGAGGGAAAACACAUCAACUGUUUCUUGUCUCAGGAUUCAAAUUGAGUCUAGAUGGAGAGAUGGUGUCAGACAUGUGAUGAAGAUUUUAGUACACCUACAGUAAUAGUCAUGGAUGAUGAACUUAAAUUUUGGUUAGUGAUGUAAAAUCCAAACUGAAUGAGUGGAACCUUGUGGGGGUUCAUUAUUUAUGUUGAAUUUUAUGGAACAACUAUGCUCAAUGGGUGGAUAUUGCUGUAAAAUACUUUGCUAACGUGCAUAUUGGUGAACAAUAUUGUCAAAUCUUGGAAUCCCUGACACAUUACAGUUUGUAUAUUAGCAUAUACAGUAUUUAAAGUAUUCUACAAGUCCUAAUUUUUUCCAUCUAUCUAAGAAGAGGUUGUUUUGCCAGAAGGCAUGUAAAUAAUGUGUAAGUAUUCAAUUUUAGUAAAAGGAAAAAACACUAGAUUUAGCUCUUAAUUUCAGGUCACAUCAGUUGCCGUCACUUUGAUGAGAUUGUUUUAAAAUUUUUGAAAGAAAUUUCUUCACACAGGGAUUCUCAUGAAUUGCUUUUAAAAAAUCUGGUUAAAAUAUAUGUAUUUAUGAUUAUGAUUGAUUGACAUUUAUUAUAUAAUACUAUAUUGAUUGAUAUUAUUGCUGUUAUUACAAAAGUAGUUGUCUGACAUGAACUUUUCCAUUUUUAAAUUCUGUAACUUAUCAUAAAAACAAUACAAGGAUCACCGUUAUGGCCUUUGAGUUUGCUGCAAACAGUACUAAUGACAUGUUGAGGCAUUGGUGAAUCAAACAUCCCUUCACUGUAAAUAUUCACUGUAUCAAAGACAUUGAACCACAUUGCCAAUGCUCAUACAUGUUAUUUUGUUAGUUCAGUAUGAUGCUAUAAAUAACUCAUUUUGUACAAAGUUUUAAUCGCUGUAAUUAAUUUGCUUUUUCUGGGGGAUGUGUGAAGUUUGUUUUUUCUCAGUAUUUAAUAUUCAUUUUUCAACUAUGCCACUGUAAAGAAAAAAGAGAGACAA